Paracoccidioides brasiliensis Pb18 is the source of this 891-nucleotide messenger RNA. RefSeq lists its product as uncharacterized. The transcript is spliced from 2 exons. Gene Ontology annotation, molecular function: transcription coregulator activity. Bases 1 to 891 code for a protein of 296 amino acids. The record is from RefSeq and is a predicted model, not a curated record. Gene Ontology annotation, cellular component: mediator complex; core mediator complex. Gene Ontology annotation, biological process: termination of RNA polymerase II transcription; regulation of transcription by RNA polymerase II.
AUGCAUGAACUCCUGCUCUUCGCUUCCGUGCCAGCGAAGCAACAUCAUGAUUUGCUGCAACAGCUCUCCGGCCUCACUGCCAUGCAGCCGACCCGCACUUUAGAGCGGCAUCUGGUUUUCAAAGCCUACAGGAAACCGGGCUUUAUAAAAACGCGCCCAGGUGGUAGCCAGGAUGUGCAAGCUCCCGAGGUCCAGAGGCUCAACAAGCUUCUGAAUGGAGGAUUGUAUUAUACGCAGGUUGUCGGCAAUGUCCGGGAAAGGGACUUUGGCUCCGUACCUUCUCCUUCCUCUGUGUCGGCAUCUGCGUCUGCUUCACACCCAAGAGCAGAUGAUAGUGCUCAGGCGCACGAAGCAUCGUCAUUGAUGAACGGAACUGCUCCCGCCACCGUGGAGGGCGGAUACGUUGCGGCGGAUCAGUCAUGGAGAUUGGAAUUUAAGGAUACGCCGGAGGCUGGGCAACGACCUGCAGUUACUUCGCGGUUUGUGGGGAGUGCGAAGCUCCCUUUUGGAAAUAUACUUGCUGAAAUGAAAGCUUGGGGGUUUAACUUCGUCUCUGAAUACGUUCUUGAAGGCCAUACAUUUAUCCUUGAUGACACGGUAUUGCUGGUGCACCGGGUGCUCACCUUCCCACCCGGCAAUGCUGGGUGUGGCGGUGGUGGCAGCGAGGCAACAUCAACGCCAACCAGUUAUCUACCCCCUCUGGAUAAGAUGGUACCAUUGGACUCUAGUGGCGCGUACGUUUUGCAAGCUUCGAUUACGGUUAAAGAGAGCGGCAACCCGGACAUGCUGAAGGCAAACUCGCAGCGACUUCUGGGAUUGAAAGAGCGUUUGAAGUCUGUUGUGAAGCUGGAGCCUGCGGAUAGGCUUUCUCUUGAUACGAGGGUGAAGUGA